AACGGGUGCUACGCGAGUCAUUCAAAACCGGCACUAGAAAAUGUUAUCUUUUAUCAGUGAAAAAUGUGGCUUUUAACAUUAUUUACCGUCGUGGUGUCUUUCUUCACCGUACACGGAAAUGAGUACAAUUUCCUCUUCAACGCUACCAAAUUGCCGAAAAAAGCGGUAACUCCAACGCUUGCGAACGGCCAUCUCGGAUUCGUCGUGUACGGAGACUCCGUCCAUCUGAACGGUGUUUACAAUGGUCUGAAGGGCGUAAGUCACCGUGCUCGCAUUCCAAACUAUGCCAACAUUCAGCUAGCAAAUUGUUCAUCACUGCAAACGCACCCGAAAAACUGCCGGUACCAGUUAGAUAUGCGGAAUGGCAAGUUCCGUACGACGUUGGAAGAUCCGACAGGAGGCUAUCGGGUGCAGCACGAAGUGUAUCCCAACAGAUACUUCUCCCAAACGAUCGUAAACCGUAUACACAUUCGAAGACUAAAAGCGACCGGACCUUUGGAAGUGGAAACCCGUCAACUGAUGGGCUCGAAAAGUGUGGAUCUUGUAGAGGUACCAUCGGAAAAGUUCAAUAUUAAAGGCGAAGAGUAUCUGCUCCUGUGCACCAAAACUAAACAGGUGGAGGAUCCCAACUACCAAAAGGAAGGACAUCAGGUGUGCGUGGCGUACAAGCAAGUGCCCCGAAAAUUAACGCUCAAUCCGGAGGAAACAGACCGAGAAUUCGUUUAUUUGACCAUUUUCUCACACUCGAGGCAAGAAGUCGAAAAGGAGCUGAAAGUUCUGCAGGAAAACGACCACGAAACGAUGCACCGUGUUGAGAUGGGCCGGAUGUGGCAAAAGUAUGGCAUCGGUGUAGAAGGAAACGAUCGUUUGGAUCGUGUCAUCAAAGCAAGUGCCUUCUAUCUGUCCAGCUCGCUCCCAUCCCAAUCGUCCUUCCAACCGGGCAGCUAUCCGUUCUACGGACUUUCCCCAUCCGGGUUGGGUCGUGGCGGUAAAGAGCUGGCCGAGUACCAAGGACACAGUUUCUGGGAUACGGAAAUGUGGAUGUUUCCUCCGAUCUUGCUACUGGAUCCGGGAAAUGCACGCAAGCUGCUACAUUACCGUACGCUCGUUACGGAAGCAGCAUCCGAUUAUGCUCGUAGCAAUGGUUACGAGGGAUGGCAGUACGCCUGGGAGUCGGCAUUUACGGGGCGCGAAGUAACGCCGGACUUUUGUCCACAGGUACCGGAAUAUCAGCAUCACAUAACAGCGGACAUCGCAUACGCUGCCCGGCUUUACUAUUACGCGACGGGUGAUCUUGAUUGGUUGCGGACGGAUGCUUGCCGUUUGGUGUACGAAACGGCCCGAUUUUGGAAAAGUCGUGUCGAUUACAAUCCGGACACGGAUACGUUCGACAUUGGGCGGAUUAUGGGUCCGGACGAGGAUCAUCACAAUGUGACGAAUAGCAUCUACACGAAUGUGAUAGCGGCACACAAUUUAUUUUUCGGUGCGUUCGUUGGAUGUCACUGUCGUGAGUCGCUUCCUGGAGCAUCCGAAGAAGAAUUUGUCGAGUUCCUACGGGUUGCUAAAAGUAUCACGCUACCGUACAACGCCCAGUACGAUGUGCACCCGGAGUACAAGGAGUAUACGUUUGGUACACAGAUUAAGCAGGCGGACGUUGUGCUGUUGGGUUAUCCGUUGGAGUUUCCCAUGAAAGAGUCAACGAAAGCCAACAAUCUACGGCUUUACUCCAUGGUAACUCGUCCCGAUGGUCCAGCAAUGACGUGGGCAAUUCACACGAUUGGUCAUCUCGAUUUGAACGAAUUGGACCAUGCGGCGGCCAUGUUUCGCAAGAGCUACAAACAGUACCUACGUGCACCGUUCCACGUUUGGAGCGAAAAUGGUGAUGGUGCCGAUGGAGCGGGUAACUUCAUAACUGGUGCCGGUGGGUUUCUACAAUCACUCAUCAACGGUUACGCUGGCGUACGGUUACGACACGGAAAGUUGGUUAUCAACAAUCCACGGUUACCACCCGGAACGACCAGACUGUUUCUACCGGAGUUAAACUUUGGUGGAGUUAAAUUUACGCUCGACAUAGGACAGAACGGUUUCCACAUAUCGUUUGGCAGUGGGACGCGAGAGUUCUUUGAAAAACUCGCACUGUUGGUGGACGAUGUCGAACGGGAACUGUUCGAAGGAUGUGAAUACACGGGAAGCAAAAACGCAGCCCUUUUGCUACGGUUAGAACGUGAUAGCCAGAUGUCUUCUUCUUGCACGUUGCAGGAUACCGUCCUAGGCAUGCGGCUAGCCGAUCAGGAUGGACGACUAUUUACGACCACACAGCUUAUCAUAAUUUCGCUGACCAUUGGAUUGCUGGGUGUGUUGUACAGCGUUUACGUAGCGCUGCGCAGUAAGCGUGGCCGGGGGAAAGUGACCGAAAAGGAAAUUAUAAGCAAAAAACUUCGAAAAAAGCAGAAAAGUAAAACUGGUAAAUAA
Anopheles maculipalpis is the source of this 2472-nucleotide messenger RNA. Its product is annotated as protein-glucosylgalactosylhydroxylysine glucosidase-like. The transcript is spliced from 4 exons. Bases 64 to 2472 code for a protein of 802 amino acids. Lineage: Eukaryota; Metazoa; Arthropoda; Insecta; Diptera; Culicidae. The record is from RefSeq and is a predicted model, not a curated record. Gene Ontology annotation, biological process: carbohydrate metabolic process. Gene Ontology annotation, molecular function: catalytic activity.